GAGCAGCCUACAUAAUAAUAUGUCUGGCCGAGGCAAAGGCGGGAAAGGCUUGGGCAAAGGCGGCGCUAAGCGCCACCGCAAAGUCCUGCGCGACAACAUCCAGGGCAUCACCAAGCCCGCCAUUCGCCGCCUGGCCCGGCGCGGAGGAGUGAAGCGCAUCUCCGGCCUCAUCUACGAGGAGACCCGCGGUGUGCUGAAGGUGUUCCUGGAGAACGUGAUCCGCGACGCCGUCACCUACACGGAGCACGCCAAGCGCAAGACCGUCACCGCCAUGGACGUGGUCUACGCACUCAAACGCCAGGGCCGUACCCUCUAUGGCUUCGGCGGCUAAGAAACAAAGUGAAAUUACAUGAAAGGAGAGAAACGACAAUCAAAGGCUUUGCUUCCACCCAACUUUUCUAUUAAAACAGUGUAUCUUCAGAAUUUCAGAGAAGAAUAAAACAAACUUUGUAAAGUCAAAAAUGAUAUAGUUUUGAAAACCGGCUUACUAACCUAUUGUUAAUAACAUUGGCACUUUAUUGAGAGUUUGGGAGUUAGAAAGCUUACUCCAAGACUAAUAAAAUAAACCUGAAGGUAGAAUCCAUCAUCACUCUAAACAAAAGAAAAGAAAGAGAAAAAAGUCCUGUUUAUAAGGGGCUCGAUGGGUGGUGCAGGUUUAUAAUCCAGAAUUUCAAAUAGCUGAGGCAGGAGCCCAGAGUUUGUUACACAACGAAUCCCAGCUACAUAACAAGAAAGAGCCUGUCUCAAAAACAAACAAAACCCUGGAUAGUAGAAACCUAGAAUACCUACUGAAGAAACAUGCAAAUAUUGUUUCUUUUUAGUGUCUCAUGAAAUUGAAAUGGGUAGUAUACUGCACCGGUGGUUUUUCCCACCAGCUACCUGAUUUCUGCCUAAGGGUUAUAAAGUCUGCUGUGGUUAAAAGUGAAGGGCCAGAAGAGAGAAAAUUGUACUUGUUGGGAAACACUAGAAAGCUCUCUUUACACCAUCCCGCCUUUACUUGUGAUAAAUGCCUUCUCCAAUUACCUCCACCUUUGCUCUUUGCUUUGAAAACCGUUUUCUUUACAUCCUUCUAGAUUGCUCCCAGCAUUUAAAAACAAAAAAAUACAUAGUAAUUAUUACCUCAUAGAUUUGUGUAAAGAUUAAAAAUGGGUUCAGAUACUACAGGCAUGUCUAUAUAAGUGCUUGAUAAUCACUCAAGAAGUGUUUAAAAUCAUUUUAUAUUUUUUAAGAAUAUUAAUGUAAAAAAAAGAAUAUUAAUGUAACAAGCAAUGUUCUAAUAAAGACUUGGAUGGAUAG
Messenger RNA from Rattus norvegicus (Norway rat), 1296 nucleotides. It is a transcript of the gene H4c8, whose product is annotated as H4 clustered histone 8. The record is from RefSeq and is marked validated. NCBI's taxonomy places the organism in Eukaryota, Metazoa, Chordata, Mammalia, Rodentia, Muridae. Gene Ontology annotation, cellular component: extracellular region; nucleus; chromosome. Gene Ontology annotation, molecular function: protein heterodimerization activity; structural constituent of chromatin; DNA binding.